Closterium sp. NIES-65 is the source of this 1473-nucleotide messenger RNA. The record is from the annotation of a GenBank genome assembly. NCBI's taxonomy places the organism in Eukaryota, Viridiplantae, Streptophyta, Zygnematophyceae, Desmidiales, Closteriaceae.
AUGGCUUCCCCUAGCGUUCUCACCUUUGACGCUGAGGGUCGGGCAGUGGACUUUGAGGUCUGGGUACAUGAUCUGCAGCUUUUCCUGCAGUGCGAUAGGGCAGACGGCCUCUCCCUGUUUGACCUCACUUCUGGUGCUUCCCCUGCCCCUGUUGCUGAUGCUGACGCCACUGUUCGCUCACACUGGGCCACACGUGACGCUGCUGCUCGCCUUGCUGUGCGCCGCCACUUACCGACCACUGAGCGUGCACACUUUAGCCAGUACAAGAGUGCUCAGACCUUGUACGACGCUGUAGUUGCACGCUACUCUUCCCCUGCCACUGCUGCACUGAGCCGCCUCAUGCUACCGUACCUCUUCCCUGACCUUGCUGCCUUUCCCACUGUUGCUGACCUCAUUACGCACCUCCGCACUAGUGACACUCGCUACCGCGCUGCGCUUCCUGCUGAGUUCUGCGCCAAGAACCCCCCCCCCAUGUACAUCACCCUCUACUACAUAGUCACCCGUCUCCCUGACUCUCUCAGUGUAGUGAGGGACCACUUCCUCUCUGUUUGCCCCACCACUCUCACCGUUGACCUCCUCGAGAAGGCCCUCCUAGCGAUAGAGAAGAGCAUAGUCGCUGUAGGAGCCUCUCGUGGUGACCCUCGCACCCCCGUCUUUGAGGGGUGUUCUCCCUCCCCCCUCUUGCCCUCUGUUGCCUCUGCUGCUGCGGCCGACCUCGUUGGUUUCGAGUCGGUCGGCGCGGCGUCUGCCCCGAGCGGGAGACGCCGCACCGGCAAGAGCAAGGGGGGCAAGGGCACUCGAGGAGGUGGAGGGGGCGGUGGAGGUGGUGGUGGAGGCGGUGGAGGGAGUGGGGGUGGUGGUGGGAGUGGUGCUGGGGGUGGCGGCGGCAGCGGCAGCAGUGGAGGUGGCGGAGGCGGUGGAGGUGGCGGAGGGAGCGGAGGCGGCGGAGGUAGUGGAGGAGGCGGAGGUGGAGGAGGCGGCGGAGGCGGCGGAGGCGGCGGCGGCGGCGGAGGCGGCGGCGGUGGAGCGAGUCGCGACUCUGCGUCGAGGAGUGGCGCCGGUGGUGGUCAGCGCCAGCAGCAGCAGCGGAGUGGUGUGACCCUGUCCCCUCACCAGCUUCGUGAGUGGUACACUGCACGCCAGCGCGGUGGGGGUUUUGGUCCCUGCUCUUACGUUCUCCGUACCGGCGACCGCACUGGUGAGCAGUGCGGGGGUCCGCACUCCACCCAGCGCUGCUUUGGUCGCCUGACGGACGCGUGGCGUCGCCAGUUCCCUGAGGCGUCAGAGAUCCCUCGCUUGGGAGAUCUGGCUAAGGCCGGGGUUGCUAUCUUUGAUCAUGACUUUGAUGCUAUUCUUGCUGCCAUGUAUGCUGUUGCUGAUAGUGUUGAGGGUGCCUGUUACCUGUGUGUACCGCCUGACCCGGGCAUUGAGGCUGCUGCGCUAGGGGAGCAGCUGGCCUUCAGCACUGGGUGA